AUGAGUGGUAACAGUAUGUAUUAUAACAAGUACGAUAAAUCUCAUAAUACUAACGGUUCAGGUCAAUCUCUUGACGCCUAUAGUAAUAGCCGAAGAGGUGGAGGUUCCUAUGGUAAUGAUAAUUCCAAUAAUAAUUCCCAUCUGAUGAACACACCUUCAGGACCUAGACAAGAAAGAAGAAGACCGACUUUAUAUGGAGAAGAUGAUCAAUCAAAGAAAAGAGAUUAUGAUUCCUAUAGAAGUGAAGAUAGAAGAAGAUAUCCACAGGGCCCUAAUGGAACACCCAAUGGGCCCAAUUCUGGUGGUCAAAGUGGACCUGGUGGACCUGGUGGAAGAUCUCAUCAACAGUAUCAAAAUUAUAAUGGAUAUGAUCAAGGUAAUUAUAACAAUUAUAACAAUUAUAACAACUACAAUAAUAGCUACAAUAACAACAAUGGUUACAAUAACUAUAACAACUACAAUAAUUACAACAAUCACAGUAAUAAAUCCUAUAAUCAAAAAUAUAACGGAUAUCAAUCUCGUACCAAUUCAUAUCAACCUAGAGAGAGAGGACCCAGGGAAAAUGUGGACCAUUACAAACCAAAGCAAGAACCCGAAGAACCAGCAGAAACUUUAUUACCUAAGCUUGAGGAAGCACUUUCCAAACUCAGCGAUGUACCUGUUCUCAGUGAAGUUAAUGUAGAUUCAAAAUGGGGAGUUAAACCUAGAGGAUUCGAGAAUGUUUCAUCUCAUAGAGCCAAAUUAUCUGGAUUAUUCCCAUUACCUGGAUAUCCUAGACCUGUUGAUUUCACAAAAUUAGAAGGUAUUGUCAAAGACAGAAUCUCCGAAGGUGAUGAUAUUUUGAAUGAGUCCAGUCAAAUCAUUCCUAAUCAAUCCAGAGCUAGUAGAUUACUCAUCUUAGAAGGUAUAAAUUUUGAUCAAGUAGAUUAUUUGAAAGUAACAGAAUAUUUGAAUAAACAAUUGAACAAGAUAGAUUUCCCCUUACUCAAAGAUUCCAACAUUGAGAACAAGUUCAAAACGAAGGAUAAUAAGACUUUGAUUAUUGAAUUCACAAAUAACGAGGUAGCCACGAUAUGUUUGGCCAUGAACGGAUCAAAAGUCAAAGUUGAUGGGAACAAUAUUGUGUUAAAUUUCAGAAGACCCAACAGUUACAUAGCUCAAGGAUAUCAUGAUGAAGAUGAACAAAGAGAUAAAAAAGAAAUCGUCAUCGACAGUGCUUUCAAGUUAACUUUGAAUGUAGGCGAAGAGUUUGAAAGUAAUGAUAUCUUAGAAAUUGUUAAGAAAUAUGGAGAAGUGGAAAAGUUCCAAUUGCUCGUGGAGAAAUCCACUAGGAUAUCGAUGGGAAUCGCAUUCUUGGAAUAUAAAGCUGGUGAUGUUGAAGAGACUGUCAAGAAGCUCGAAGAUACAAUCCAACAAUUGAAAACUCAUGAUAUGUUUCAAAAAGUUGAAUUCUCAUGUAUUAUACCUAAUAAGACUACUAUACAAACCAAAUCCAGUGACUUUGAAACGUUGAAGAAACUUGUAAAAAAUGAAUUUGUCAUUCAAACCAAGAAACUGACAGUCAUACAAUUAAUCAACACGGUUACAGCCAAAGAUUUGGUGGAUGAUGGGAAUUUUGAAUUCAUCAAAAAGGAUAUUUUGAAUGAAAUGGAAAAAUUCGGAACUAUUAAGACAAUUAAAAUUCCUAGACCUGCUAAUGAUUUCACUCCUGGCUUGUCCCAAUUCAGUGAACCAGGGUUGGGUAGGAUAUUUAUUGAAUUUGAAACUGAAGAUAUUGCAUUCAAUGCAAUCAUUGGUACUUCAGGUAGGGUUUAUAAUGAUAGAACAAUCAUUUGUUCAUAUUAUGAUGCAGAAGAUUUCAAAUAUGGGAUCUAUUAA
This is a messenger RNA of Yamadazyma jaroonii, 1878 nucleotides long. The record is from the annotation of a GenBank genome assembly. NCBI's taxonomy places the organism in Eukaryota, Fungi, Ascomycota, Pichiomycetes, Serinales, Debaryomycetaceae.